CAUACAGUACAUCAAAAAGAAGAAAGCAACAUGGCCGGAGAAGUCGUUUUGAUCGACGCUUUGCCGUACUUUGACCAGGGCUAUGACGACCCCGGCGUUCGCGAAUUGGCCCAGGCUCUAGUGGAGGAAGAAACCAGACGUUAUCGACCAACAAAAAACUACCUGAGUUACCUGCCAACUCCCGAUUAUUCAGCUUUUGAGACUGAAGUGAUGAAGUCAGAAUUUGAAAGACUGGAGAAGAGACAGCCCAUGGAGCUUCUCAGCAUGAAAAGGUAUGAACUUCCUGCUCCGCUGUCUGGACAGAGGAACGACAUCGCAGCCUGGACUGAGUGCGUGGAAAAUUCCAUGGCGCAGUUGGAACACCAGGCAACGAGAAUAGAAAAUCUGGAGCUUAUGUCCACAUUUGGGUCAAAUGCCUGGAAGGGACACAACAACCUGCUAGUGAAGAUGGUUGAAAAGGCACAGAAGGAGCUGGUAUCUUUAAGAAAGCAAAUUCAGGAGGUGAACUGGCAGAGAAAACAUGGCCAGAUGGCUGCAGGAAAUCAGCUCAGAGAGUUGGAAGCCAGCUGGGUGGGCCUGGUGAGUAAGAACUACGAGAUUGAGCGAGCUUGUCUGGAACUGGAGGCUGAGAUCACACAGCUGCGCGGACAGGACCAGAGACUGGUCAGAAGGGAAGACGACAAGGAAAACCAACCUAUGGAGUACUAAACUACUGGACACUAAAGCCACCAUAAAAUGUUCAGGACCUUCCCUCAAUUCCUUAAUUGCAUACUAACAUACUAGACAUGUAUAUAAAGCCUGAAUGGCAUUGGUAUUUACAAAUCAAGGAAAAAAAAACACAUGUACAGAAGUAUUCAAACACUGCCAGAUGAGGCAGUUCCUAUUCUCUUCUUACAGAAUAACUUCAGUUGUCUGGUUAUGCAGUUUAAUGCAUUUGUGA
Messenger RNA from Branchiostoma belcheri (Belcher's lancelet), 940 nucleotides. RefSeq names its product pre-mRNA-splicing factor SPF27-like. Bases 31 to 708 code for a protein of 225 amino acids. Gene Ontology annotation, biological process: mRNA processing. The record is from RefSeq and is a predicted model, not a curated record. Gene Ontology annotation, cellular component: Prp19 complex; precatalytic spliceosome; catalytic step 2 spliceosome. NCBI's taxonomy places the organism in Eukaryota, Metazoa, Chordata, Leptocardii, Amphioxiformes, Branchiostomatidae. The transcript is spliced from 9 exons.